This is a messenger RNA of Hipposideros armiger (great roundleaf bat), 1818 nucleotides long. It is a transcript of the gene UBQLNL, whose product is annotated as ubiquilin like. The transcript has a single exon. The record is from RefSeq and is a predicted model, not a curated record. Gene Ontology annotation, molecular function: polyubiquitin modification-dependent protein binding. NCBI's taxonomy places the organism in Eukaryota, Metazoa, Chordata, Mammalia, Chiroptera, Hipposideridae. Gene Ontology annotation, biological process: ubiquitin-dependent protein catabolic process. Gene Ontology annotation, cellular component: cytosol. The coding region runs from base 1 to 1818 and encodes 605 amino acids.
AUGCCACAUAUCUUCUCUCAAACACCCAGGAUGGCUCCGGCUGGGUGUCCUUCAGUUCUGCCUGCAGGCAAGAAUAUCUCUCUAAGUGUCAUUCGAGUGAUAGUGAAGACACCAGGCAAGCAGAAAGACUUUAUGGUAGCUGAAGAUACCUUGGUAAGGCAGUUUAAGGAGAAGCUAUCGGCUUACUUUAAAUGCCAAAUGGACCAAUUAGUGCUGGUCUUCAUGGGCCGUCUUCUCAAAGACCAUGACACACUGAGUCAAAGGGGCAUCCUAGAUGGCCACACCAUCCACUUGGUCAUCAAAUCUAAACAAGGAUCCAGAUCACUGGCCCAUUCCUCCCGGAGCCUGCUGACCAACGAGCCCUGCUACCUAGACAGAAACAGCAGAGGAAAUAGCAGUGGGGUAUACCACCCUGCUGGUGUGAGUCACACCCCAGUGGAAUCAGCCCCCUCUGUGGAGCCUGAUGCAUCUCAGGUGCAUACCCAGCACCUGGAAGUGGGAAGUCCAGAGAACACAGCACAGGUCCUGGAGAAUCCUAGCAUCCAGCGGCUUCUGUCCAACACAGAUCUCAUGAUACAGCUCAUCUCAGAGCACCCAGACAUGCAACAAUUGAUGCAGCAGAACCCAGAAGUCUCACACAUCCUUAACAAUUCUGAGACCCUAAGGCAGAUUUUGGAGCUGGCCAGGAAUCUUGCCGUGAUUCAAGAGAUCAUGCAGAUCCAGCAACCUGCACAGAACCUUGAGCAUCCACUGAACCCACCAUCACAGCUGGAUGGAGAGACAGUCCCAGGCAGGUCCAGUACCUUGGGUCAGAGCCAUGCUGAUUCCAAUGACCAAAUGCCCAACAGCUCACAAGAUCCCUUUAAGGGUAACAUUUUCACAACUCUCCUGGGAGGACAAGUGCUGGAACAAGUCCAGUCUUCAUCCCCGUCUCCACCAUCACCCCAGGAAAGGCAGGACAAGCUCCCUAAAACCCAAGUCAUCUAUACUCGUUCUUGUGGUUUAUCUUCAAUUACUUCAGACAGUGCUACUCCCAACAAGGUGAAUCAUACUUCUAGGGCCAAUGCUGCCACCAAUUCCAGCAAGGGCCAGAGUCAUACCUGUGCCGUUCAGCAGCCAGCUGGGGUACCCGCCUUACCUAGCAUAGAGAUCACCCAGCAGCCCCAGGCAGAAGACAAAGAUGACACCAUUUCUCUAGAUAGAUCUGACCAGAGUUUGGAGGAUGAGCAGACCAGCUCCCAGAUCACAGGAAGCAUGAUGCAGUUGCUUUUGAACAACCCCUACCUGGCAGUCCAGAUGAUGUCAUUCAUGAGUAUGUCCCGGCUGAGUGAACAGUGGAGGCAGCAGCUACCCACCUUCCUGCAGCAGACACAGCUUUCUGACAUACUUACAGCCCUCGCCAACCCUAAGGCAUCGCAAGCAAUGCUGAAGAUUGAGCAGAGUCUGCAGCUACUGGCCACCGAGGCGCCUGUUCUUCUGCCCUGGGUUGCACCUUACCUCUGGGGCCUGGGCUGGCUUCCUGCCCCCAGCUGCAGCUACCCUGAGACAGAUCCUUGGGCCUGGGAUGUGCCAGAUAUGGCUGAGCCCAAAGGGCCUGAGUGCUGCCACAAAUCUGGGGCAGUCCUACAGAAGCUACAAUCUCUCGCUGGAGAUCCUUCCCACCUUCCACAAGCCCCUGAGCUUCGUUUCAGCAAGCAAAUGGAGUAUCUUCAGGCCAUAGGAUUUGAAAACCACCAUGCCAAUCUGGAGGCACUCAUUGCCACUGAGGGGGACACCAGUGCUGCUAUUCGCAAGCUCAAGAGAUCCCAGGGUUUCUAA